Messenger RNA from Manis javanica (Malayan pangolin), 3001 nucleotides. NCBI's taxonomy places the organism in Eukaryota, Metazoa, Chordata, Mammalia, Pholidota, Manidae. The record is from RefSeq and is a predicted model, not a curated record.
GGACAGCCGCGCGCGUGUCCCGGUCCGCAGACAGGCUCGCGUACCCGGGAGCGAGAGGGCGAUCGCUUCGGGCGCGGAUGAGAGGGCAGUUUCAGAGGAAAACCACGGACUGGGGUAGACGAGCUGGGGCUCCUCGGAGCGGAGAAAGAGGAAACACCACCCCUAAAUAUUAGCGAGUGUAGUGGUCGAGGCAUCUGCAAAGGCGGUAAUGGCCCGUAUUCAUUCGUUUGCAAGCGUGAACUUCUUGCCUGAAGACUAUAAAAACUAACUAGCUUGAAAAUGGAAAACCAAGAAUCAGCGGAGUCUUCUCAAAAUACCAAACAGUCUAUUAUUUCAGAGGAGUUAAUUUCAGAAGGAAAAUGGAUCAAGUUUGAAAAAACAACUUACAUGGAUCCUACUGGUAAAAUAAGAACCUGGGAAACUGUGAAACGUACAACCAGGAAAGGACAGUCGGCUGAUGGUAUGAGCGCAAACCCAUCACAGCUCUUCAUAAAGGAAGUCACCACACAUGAUUGUAGGAGGCCAGGUGUGGCGGUUAUCCCGGUGCUGCAAAGAACUCUUCACUACGAAUGUGUUGUUCUGGUGAAACAGUUCCGACCACCAAUGGGAUGCUACUGCCUAGAAUUCCCCGCAGGUCUCAUAGACGAUGAUGAAAGCCCAGAAGCAGCUGCCCUCCGGGAGCUUGAGGAGGAAACUGGCUAUAAAGGUGACAUUGCUGAAUGUUCUCCAGCUCUAUGCACAGACCCAGGUUUGUCAAACUGUACCACACACAUGGUGACAGUGACCAUCAAUGGAGAUGAUGCUGAAAAUGUAAGACCUAAGCCAAAGCCAGGAGAUGGAGAAUUUGUGGAAGUAAUUUCCUUACCAAAGAAUGACCUGCUGAAGAGAAUUGAUGCUCUGGUAGCCGAGGAACAUCUGACGGUGGAUGCCAGGGUUUAUUCCUAUGCUCUGGCCCUGAAACAUGCAAACACGAAGCCGUUUGAAGUGCCCUUCCUCAAGUUUUAAGGCCAAAGGACAAUGGCCAUGCUUUUAUAAACAAAACCACCAGGCCUCCUUCACUAAGACUUUGUAUUCAGCUUUAGUCUAAUGUAGAUUUGAAAUUAGCUUUUUCAUAAAAUAAAAGCAACACAGAAUGCAUGUGGUGGUAUGGAACUGUAAUUAUAGAUAGGCUAUAGCCUUCAUUUAAAUGUUAAACUCCAGCUAUGUUAAUGAAAAAGAACAUAAAUGCGGUAUGUUUAAUCCAAUUUUUUUUUAAAGCUUAGCUUUUAAUUAUAGUAUCUAGCCCAGGAGAUCUGUAGAAAUAUCAGUAUUUCUACAGGAAAAAGACCUGAAUUCCAGAUUAGGGCUACUCCCAUUCUCAUCCCCCAAUAUAAAAUUCUGUAGCUAGGUGUGCAAAUAACUAUUUACUGUAUUAGUGUUCGAACAGUUUUUUUUAAACGGCCCUUUCUUGCCCUUCCUAAUUGAAUUGUCUGCUGUGUGGAAUUAAUCUGUGUAGCAGAGGAAGUAAAAUCAAUAGAGAAUGACAUUUGAAACAAGCAAAUGUUUAUACUUAGCAAGUAUCCUUAUGUCCCCCUGGCUACUGAAGGUGAAAAGUGGUUGAUUCCAUUCACUAUCCCAAGGGGAAGAAGCUCAUGAAAACACAGGACCCUUCUCUCAAGCAUGUGUGCACACUUAAAAACCUCAUUUCCUAUCCUUAAAUCAAAAAGGACUGGAAGUUUCUAAAAAUCAAAUCCACAUGGUUUGGGGCAUUACUGUGUUGGUGUUAAACCACUAUAAAGGAAAAAAAAGGAUUGUUUCUGGCUCUUGUUAUGCCUAAAAACCCUGUCAUCCAAAAGGUCUGCCCGUGUUACUGGGCCCUUUUCUUAUCUCCUGACUGCACUUGGCUCUUCUGUUGGCUUUCAAAGCCUCCACCGGCUCCAGGAGUAUUGUCCUUGCAGGUCAGCACCCAGCGAAGGCUCAGGAUGCUGCUCAGUGCAAGCCCUGGACACAGGCCCCUCAGAACCAGACAACGUCAGGAUACUAAUGCCAAAAAUGCUGCAAUAGAAUAGAGUUCCUUUGUCUACAGGGACACCAUCUUAUCCAGACAUACUUUUAUCAGCAAAAAUAUAAGAUAUUUAUAUUGUACUUUUUAAACAAUGAUGGAAUGAAUUAUGGAACUAGGGUACUGUACAGAUCAAGUCUCCUCUCCCUGUAAACAUGAAAAUAAAGCCCCAACUACUUGCUCUUAAUAAUAGCCUUGCCCUAUGCCUCUAAACCUUUUAUAAAAGCUCUUUUUUUAAUCAUAAGGCAUCAUGAUUCUCCAGAGAUCUUCAUCCUCUUCCCUAAGCUCUCAAGGACCAAAUCCUAUAAUCUCCCUUGUUACUACCCUCAAAAAUCAAGAAGAGAUAAGGCAUAUAUAAAUAUACAACUGGAGCACAGACUAGUCUUUCCAAACAGACCAGCUCUUCCAGAGCUGUUACCCGCCAAAAUUGAAAAACCUAGUUGAUGGAGGAGAGAUACAUGUAACCACUGCCUGUCCUUUCUGCCUUUUUCUCUUCCUAAGGGUUCAAUUCAGCUAAAUCCUACCUAGCUAAUCCUAAUGCCACCUAUGUUAUGUAUAAACAUCAAGGCUAGGCUUGGAAAAUAAGUCAGUUUGAGAACUACCAGUCUGGAUGUUUUCAUUGGCUGACACUGUUAAUUUGUCACCUUGUAAAGCUGAAGGUCUAUAAAAGGCCUGAUUUCCACCUUGAAACUUCCAUAUAGAUAUAGUAAAACUGGGUCGGCCUGUACUUCCAUGGUAACGGCGGUCUGAGGCCAUUAGGAGGUGCUCUCCAGUUGAUACUAUACCAUUCUGCCUGCCUUUAUUUGAACUGACUUUCCCCUGUACUUAUCUGGCUUUGUCAUCUUAAGCUAAAGAAGAUAUACUUUCUGCACUUUUAGUAAGAAAUUAGGAAUGGAAAAGGAUGUCUUCCAAAAAUUAAGUUUGCUCUUUAAACAAUAAAGCAAAUACUUAAAAAAAUGA